This is a messenger RNA of Pseudogymnoascus destructans, 1069 nucleotides long. RefSeq lists its product as uncharacterized. The transcript has 2 exons. Lineage: Eukaryota; Fungi; Ascomycota; Leotiomycetes; Thelebolales; Thelebolaceae. The record is from RefSeq and is a predicted model, not a curated record. The coding region runs from base 69 to 581 and encodes 170 amino acids.
CACCAGCCACGGUUGAAACACCAAACCUAGGAUGUUCAUACAGCUAGUGAGAACAUGCUCGCCGAGCUAUGUCACCAGAAGAGUUGAAUGGCAUAAUUAGCAAGUACAAGGGAGCAAUUCGAGUAAUCAAGCUUUCAAACGACAUAGCAGUCAAGUUUGGGCGUGGUGUGACAGCCGCCGAGGCCAGAACCCACGAAUUUGCCUAUCAAAAUGUAAAUCCGAAUAUCGUUCACGUUCCUCAAGUUUAUCGCUUUUUCGAACGGGACUACGAUCCUCGGUGGAGCAGCUCAGAGGGCUACCUGUUCAUGGAGUAUGUGCCAGGCCGGACGCUUGCUGAGCUUGACCUUGAUGUGGGGGACGACAUCGUUCCCCGCAUCGCUCAGAUCAUUGCGCACCUUGGCCAGAUCGGAGUGCGCAAUGAUCUGAGCGACGCAGUCCCCGGUCCCAUAGGUGGUGGAAGCCCAAGGGGCUAUCAAGAGGCUAUCUUUGGGGUGAAGAUGGUGCGGGAGAAACCUUCACAUGCGUGUCAGACUUCAACGCUUGGCUCAACAAACGUCUCGAAUUGCAGAGGAAGUCGAUAGAUCUUUAUGGUUCUCCACUUGUUCUAUGCUAUCUGGAUCUUGCCCGGCGGAACAUGAUUCUCAGGGAUGACAACACAAUUUCUCUUGUUGAUUGGGGUUGUGCUGGACUUUAUCCAAGGUUUUACGAAACUACAACGCUUCUUUACCUCAGUCCUUGGGAUGCACUAUACCAGAAACGCCUGAUUGAAACCACAAAUACUCUACUAAAAUUGACUGAUGAUGAAAAGCGCUUGGCGAGACUGGUCCAGAUUGCCCGCGCUGUUAGUUUGCAAUAUUCCUUCAAGACCGACAAAAGGUCAUAUGGUUUACCAGAGGGAUUUUCUUCAUUGCCCCCCCCUCUACCACCCCUAGGUCAAUAAAAUGGCCCAAUUUGGAGUUACUAGGGUAGUUGGCGCUGGAUUGAUUAUUUCGCAGGGGUGGGAAACAGGCUUGCAAGAGAGGUUUACAUCUCACCGGGAAGGAUAAAUGCUUCAGAAGUUGUAAUGAUU